AUGGCGCGGUUGCGCAAGGAGAGGGUGAGAGCUCGCUUAUCCCACACACCAUUUGAUUAUCCUAUUCGACCAUAUAGGAUGAGUUUGACUGACUACUUUGUCAGAGGAUCAGAGACUCGACCUCGUCUAGAGGAGAUUCAUAGUGUGGCUCAUACAGAUGGAGAGACCGAUCUUCAGCAUCUAUUUCACCAGCUACAGUUGAGUGAUGGGGGUCCUGACACUUCUUUCCCUUUGACGAUUACCCCCACGUCUCCAGAUCGAGCUAGCAUGUUGUCUUUAUGCUUUCCAGAGGAGAUCACUGGCGAUGGGGUGAUUGUUGAUCCUACUGAGAUUGCCGGCAUUGUUCAGCUUCAGCCUGUUUCAGCAUUUGAUAUGUUUGGGGUGUCUACCAUUGAGGUUUUUGAGGGGACUCAGACUCUUCCUGUUCCAGAGCUUCCAGAUGAUGAUAGUAGUUUGUUUGAGGGCAUUGUUAGCCCAGUUGAGGGAGCGUCCGACGUUGUGGACCCACCUCUUUCUUUUGAUGUUUUAUCGGGAUUUGUCUCCCGCUCUGACGAUGUUUCUGUUGCUUCAUUUAUGGAUUUGAGCAUUUUUGAGUAUUCGCCUGUCUCUUGUGAUAGUAUCUCUACAUCUGCACCUCACUCACCCAUUACACCGAUAUUUGAUAUAGAUGAUGAGAUUGCACAUCCCAGUUCGGAUAGGGACUCUUUUGAUCAUGACUCUGGUCCCAUAGAUGAGAGAGUUUCACCUGCUGCAGGGGACGUUGAGACUGUUGAUUUUGGCACGGAGGAUCAGCCUAGAGAGCUGAAGAUUGGUUCACCCCUAUCUACAGAUGAGAGAGAUAGACUCAUCCAUUUACUCAGGUCAUACUUGGAUGUCUUUGCGUGGUCUUAUGAGGACAUGCCAGGUCUUGAUCCCUCUAUAGUCCAGCACCAUUUACCUACCCUACCACAUGUUAGACCAGUUAAGCAGAAACUGAGACGGUUGCAUCCACAUUGGAGUCUACAGGUAAAAGAGGAGAUUCAGAAACAACUCAGUGUUGGGUUCAUAUCAGUAGUUGAGUAUCCAGAGUGGUUGGCUAAUGUCGUCCCUGUUCCCAAAAAGGAUGGCAAGGUUAGAGUUUGUGUCGAUUUCAGAGACCUUAAUAAAGCUAGCCCUAAGGAUGAUUUUCCCCUCCCACACAUUGAUUUGUUGGUUGAUGGCACCGCAGGCCAUUCGAUGUUGUCUUUCAUGGAUGGAUUCUCCGGGUAUAAUCAGAUUUUGAUGGCUCCAGAGGAUAUGGAGAAGACGGCCUUCAUUACCGAGUGGGGUACCUACUGUUACAGAGUUAUGCCAUUUGGGUUGAAAAACGCAGGAGCCACUUAUCAGAGAGCCGCUACCACUUUGUUUCAUGACAUGAUGCAUAGGGAUGUCGAGGUUUACGUGGAUGAUAUGAUUGUGAAAUCCCGAGGUAGAGCAGAUCACCUAGAUGCUUUAGAGAGAUUCUUUGAGAGGAUCCGGAAGUUUAGAUUGAGGUUGAAUCCCAAGAAGUGCACCUUUGGAGUGACUUCUGGGAAACUGUUGGGGCAUAUGGUCAGUGAUCGGGGCAUAGAGGUCGACCCAGAUAAAAUCAAAGCCAUACUUGACAUGCCUGUGCCGAGGACUGAGAAAGAGAUCAGGGGUUUUCUAGGCAGGUUACAGUAUAUUAGUCGUUUCAUAGCCAGAUUGACAGACGUAUGUGAGCCCAUCUUUCGUCUUUUGAGGAAGAAUCAGCCAACGGUUUGGAAUGACGGCUGCCAGAUUGCAUUUGAGAAGAUCAAGGAGUAUUUGCUUUCUCCUCCUAUUUUAGUGCCUCCUAUGCCAGGACGUCCACUUCUUCUAUAUUUGUCAGUUUCAGACAUGGCCUUGGGAUGCAUGUUAGCUCAGCUCGAUGACUCCGGGAAAGAGCGAGCAAUUUACUAUUUGAGUAAGAGGAUGCUGGAGUAUGAGAUGAGAUAUGUUAUGAUUGAGCGCAUGUGUUUAGCGUUAGUUUGGGCUACCAGGAGAUUGAGGCACUACAUGACUGAGUAUUCGGUGUGCUUGAUUUCUCGGUUAGAUCCUUUGAGGUAUCUGUUUGAUAGACCUGCAUUGACUGGUAGAUUGAUGAGAUGGCUCGUACUCCUGACAGAGUUUGAUAUUCAGUACGUUUCUCAGAAGUCUAUUAAGGGAAGUAUUGUUGCCGAUCAUUUGGCUUCAUUGCCGAUAUCUGAGGGUAGACCAGUUGAUGAUGAUUUUCCAGAUGAGGAGUUCAUUGCCAUGACUAGCUUAUCAGGUUGGCGCAUGUACUUCGAUGGUGCAGCCAAUCAGUCAGGGUAUGGGAUAGGUGUUCUAUUGGUAUCCCCUCAGGGUGAUCAUAUUUCGAGGUCCGUUCGUUUGGCAUUCUCUGAUCGACAUCCUGCCACGAAUAACAUAGUUGAGUAUGAGGCUUGUAUCCUUGGUUUAGAGACUGCACUGGAGCUUGACAUUAGACAGAUGGAGGUAUUUGGUGACUCCAAUCUAGUACUCAGGCAGAUUCAGGGGGAUUGGAAGACCAGGGAUGUGAAGCUUAGGCCAUAUCAUGCUUAUUUAGAGUUGUUGGUUACGAGAUUUGAUGACUUGAGAUAUGUUCAUCUGCCUAGAGCGCAAAACCGAUUUGCUGACGCCUUAGCUACCUUAGCUUCCUCCGUAGACAUUCCGAUUGAUGUAGUCAUACGUCCAUUGCUGAUUGAGUUGAGGUCUGCACCCGCCUAUUGUUGUUUGAUUGGAGAGACAGAGGUACAGGAUGACCUACCUUGGUAUCAUGACAUUUAUCAGUUCCUUAGAUAUGGCACAUACCCUGAGGUAGCCACUACCAAGGAUCGGAGAGCACUGAGGAAUUUGGCCACUAGAUUUGUGAUUUGUGGAGAUACCUUAUACAGGCGAUCAGCUGAUGAUAUGCUUCUAUUAUGUUUAGAUCGAGCCUCUGCAGAUCGAGUGAUGAGAGAGUGGGUGGAAGCCGCAUCAUAUGCGAGGUUGACAUCUGCUAGGGUUGCCAGUUUUAUCAGAUCACACAUCAUUUGCCGCUAUGGGGUUCCUCAUGAGUUGAUUUCCGACAGAGGGGUGCACUUCCGAGCUGAGGUAGAUACUUUGUUGCAGAAGUAUGCUAUCUGA
Messenger RNA from Vitis vinifera (wine grape), 3144 nucleotides. RefSeq lists its product as uncharacterized. The record is from RefSeq and is a predicted model, not a curated record. The transcript is spliced from 3 exons. Bases 1 to 3144 code for a protein of 1047 amino acids. NCBI's taxonomy places the organism in Eukaryota, Viridiplantae, Streptophyta, Magnoliopsida, Vitales, Vitaceae. Gene Ontology annotation, molecular function: nucleic acid binding; RNA-DNA hybrid ribonuclease activity.